CGGUCCUGCGCUCUCGCUCUCAUUCCUUCUCUCCCCUCCGUCUGUGUCUCCCACGCCUCCACUCCUCUCCAGCACAUCUCUCUGCCUCUCCUCUCCUCAUCCGCCCUGCACCAGCGCCCGCUCCAGAUCCACCAUGACGAGCACCGUCUCCGCGUAUUCAGACAAGAUCAGAGAGAUGUCUCUGGUGUCUCUCAUCUGUUCCUGCUUCCACACACACCCUCACCCAAAUACCCUCGCCCACUAUGAAGAUAUGGAGGUGAAGGCGCUGAAUAAGCGGGCCUCGGGCCAGGCCUUCGAGGUCAUUCUGAAAAGUCCGACCGACUUGUCUCCGGACCGGCCUCAGAGUCUGGCUCUGCCCCAGAAAAAGGACGUCUCUCUGACCGAGCUGAAGCAAAGACAGGAGGCUGCUGAGGAGAGGAGGAAGUCUCAGGAGGCCAAGGUGCUCAAGCAACUAGAAGGGAAGAGGGAGCAUGAGAAGAAAGUGCUCCACAAGGCCCAGGAAGGAAACAACCACUUCAGCAAGAAGACAGAGGAGAAGCUGAACCACAAGAUGGAGAUCAUCAAAGAGAACCGCAACGCGCAACUCAAUGCCCUCAAACAGCGUCUCCGUGAGAAGGAGAUCCAUGCCGCAGAAGUCCGCAGGAACAAGGAGAUGCAGGCCGAUCUCUCUGGCUGAGCAUACCCAGUGCAGCCCUCUACCGUUCUGUCUCAUCUGUCAAAUUGAGUUUUCAUUGGGGGAAAUGCUGCUUCCAAAGCCACUUUGUCUUAAAAAAACAAAACAAAAAUCAAACAGGUUUUCUGUGAUUCAAAUUUGCGGUUGUCAUUCUGCACAUCACAUCAAAAAUUGCAUCAUGUCCUUCACAUAAAGUCUGUAAUCACACUCAAACUACGCCUUCUGCAACAGUAAUACGAAAGUAAAAGGGUGAGGAUACAACUGUGUAACAGUGUCCCCACUCUGGUUCAAUCCAUUUCACCGCCUUCCUGAGGUAAUUACACCAUGUUAUUAAUCCCUAUGUUGACUGUAACUUGUGAUGAACCACAGCUGUAUAACAUGGAUAUCACAGAAUGUUGAAAUGAGACACCUGAAACACAUGAAGCACAGUGAUUCACGAUAGCCAAUUGUCAGUAGCAUAAGAUAAUGAUAGGUUAAUUUGCUGUGGAUUGUGUUAGCAUUGUUUUUUUUCCUCUCUUUAUUUUACAAUCACCUGAAUACUGUCAGUAUAUGACAAGUCUUGAACUUGUCAGCAAUCUCACUGACAUUUCAUCUGAUAAACUGUACUUAAAAAAGAAGGUAAAAAAGUCUGAAAAUGUCAUCAUUUUGCACCUCCAAGAGAAGUGCACAUAAACAGUCUUAUUCAGCCUGUACAUCUUGUUCGGUGCUUUUCAUGUACAUGUGUUACCUAGGGCUGGUUUACCUCCAAAAUAUCUGUUUUGUCACAGUAACAUAAUCCAGUUGUGCCAACACACAAUGACAUCAAUCUGUAUACUGUUACUGGACAAGCAAUCCGAAUGUAACACAUGAGACGCAGGUGUUUGAACACAUAUUUUGCAAAUUCUCACUUUGAACACAGUGUCCAUGUUGAACUGUCCACAGAUUGCUGAUCUCAAAUGAGGUUUGAUGAAUGAUAAUAAAUAUGGUUGAAAUGUA
Molecule: messenger RNA, 1648 nt
Organism: Sardina pilchardus (European sardine)
Lineage: Eukaryota; Metazoa; Chordata; Actinopteri; Clupeiformes; Clupeidae
Gene: stmn3
Product: stathmin-like 3
Exons: 5
Coding region: 134-676 (180 amino acids)
Biological process (GO): regulation of microtubule polymerization or depolymerization; microtubule depolymerization; neuron projection development
Cellular component (GO): cytoplasm; neuron projection
Molecular function (GO): tubulin binding
Source: RefSeq, a predicted model, not a curated record